Molecule: messenger RNA, 375 nt
Organism: Penicillium atrosanguineum
Lineage: Eukaryota; Fungi; Ascomycota; Eurotiomycetes; Eurotiales; Aspergillaceae
Exons: 3
Coding region: 1-375 (124 amino acids)
Source: RefSeq, a predicted model, not a curated record
AUGGAGGACUUUUACCGCACCAGCGACACCGAGUCCCUGCACGAGAAAUACGUCCAGAGCUUCACCGAAGAUGCGACACUAAUUAUGGGACCGAAGGAAGCCAAGGGCGCCAGUGAGAUCCUGCCUCUCCGCCACGGCCUCUGGGCACACGUUGCAUCGCGGAAGCAUACCCCACAGCGCAUCUUUUUCAGCGGCGAGAAUGAGAUCAUGCUUUACGGUGGAGUUAGCUAUAAGCUCAAGGCGAACCCAGAGAACGAUGUUUACGUGCCUUGGGCUGGGAGGGUGGUGUUUGAACCAGCAAAGGAGGGAGAGGCUGUGAAGAUGCAGUUUUAUCAGGUCUAUCUGGAUCCCUCGGCGCAGUCGGGUAAGAAAUAG